AUGGAAAAGGAUGGGGAGGAAGAAGAGGCAGAUACGGACUACAGAAAGGUUCUUCCUAAAAAGGCUGAUUAUCUGUUGCUCCAGGUAAAUGCAGCACAGAAAGCAACUCGCAACAACGACGAAGAAGACGGAGACAGGCUUAGCAAGCUGCUUGACGACCUUCUGCUCAACAUUCUGGAGAGGGCGGACACACUCGAUGCAGUAAGGGCCUGCGUCCUCUCGAGGCGAAUGAUGAAGCUCAUCACCAUGCUCUCGCGGUUCUUCCUAAGCUGCAGCUCCGUUCCAGGCCACCAGGACAGCGCUCGUAUUUUCGACCCCACUGAAUUUUUCAGAAUCAACAGCGCCGUGGCUCAUGUAACGGACAACAUCUUGAGCACAAGGAGCCCGGAGAUCACCAUCAGCAAGCUCCAAAUCAGAUUCAUCCUGACGCAACGUGAUUCUUACACGAUUGGCGAAUCCGUCGCCCACGCCAUGGCAACGCAGAAGGUCGGCGCGGCUGAGUUUCAGAUCUUGACAGAGAAGGCUUAUCUGGAGAGCACUCCUGCCGAUCUUCUCGACCAUGCCAAGAAGUUCAAUGGUUUUCUCAGUGCUUGCCCUGAUGCGUUUGCCGGCCUCAGGCGCCUGUGGCUGCGCAACAUGAGGUUUGCUGAACCGGACAUACCCAACAUCCUCAGCGCUUGCAAGCUCUUGGAGUCUCUGCAUCUGACCCACUGCGACUCGGGGAAGAAUUCCGUGCUGCGGCUGGAACAUGCUCAGCUUACCGAGCUCGAGGUCAAGGUUGGGAAAUUUGAGACAGUUGAGCUGGCAUGUCUACCAAAACUCCAAAGGGUGAGCUAUAACAAUUGGUUCAACUCCCAUAAAGAUCCCCUGUAUUUGGGUUUUGUACCACAGCUUUCAAAGCUGUGGCUUGCUAAAACUGGCCGCCGAUCGACUAGGACUCUAAAGUUAAGUCAGCUCCUUGGUAAUGUUCCUUCCAUAAGCGAUCUGCAUAUGGAUUUUCAAAGUGAAAAGAUUUGGGUUCUGCCAGAAAGCCCGAAGCUGCUCAAGCCUGUGCUCAGCAAACUACAGCACGUGAAUCUGGACAAUCUUCCUGAAGGAUGUGAUUUAGCUUGGACAAUGUUUAUUCUUGAAGCUGCGCCGUCCCUAAAAGAGCUGUGCAUCACGGUAUGGGAUCAUUGGUGCAAUAUGGCGAUGAGAGACAAAGAGUUUCGGGAGAGAAAUGGUUACUGUGAAAAGGUAGACGUGGAGUGGAAGCCACAUGCCCCUGAUUUCAAGCACAAGAACCUGGUUAAGCUCACCAUCUACGGCUUCCAAGCAGAUGGCAUCUUUGUGCGAUUCAUCAGGUGUGUCAUGGAACAUGCGGUUAAUAUGGCAGAGAUAUCUCUGCAUGACAGGAAGGUGUGUCUGCACUGUGGUGACUUGGAUCCCGAGAUGAAGUGCCCAUCGAGAUAUCCAUGGAACGCUGAUGAGCGCAUGCAGAUCAUUGAAGAAUUGGGGUGUCUUUGCCUGCCAUGGUCAGAUAUUUGUAAUCAUGAGUGUGGGCAAAUUCAAGUGAACCUGCAUCACCUGGGCAACCACCGGUUCUACGUCGUCAAGCUCUUCAGGAUGACGACCCGCCGCCAAGGCGGGGGCUGCUGCGAUGAUCCCAAGGAGAAGUGUUUCGCAACGCUCACUGGCGUGGAGGUUGUGGGCGGCGACCACGCCGGCAAAGGCAUCACAUGA
Aegilops tauschii subsp. strangulata is the source of this 1722-nucleotide messenger RNA. Lineage: Eukaryota; Viridiplantae; Streptophyta; Magnoliopsida; Poales; Poaceae. The record is from RefSeq and is a predicted model, not a curated record.